Elaeis guineensis (African oil palm) is the source of this 2050-nucleotide messenger RNA. Its product is annotated as cytochrome P450 CYP72A616. The record is from RefSeq and is a predicted model, not a curated record. Gene Ontology annotation, molecular function: iron ion binding; oxidoreductase activity, acting on paired donors, with incorporation or reduction of molecular oxygen; heme binding. Lineage: Eukaryota; Viridiplantae; Streptophyta; Magnoliopsida; Arecales; Arecaceae.
CCGACCUUAAAAAAAUGAAAAGAAAUGUCGUCAACAUCCUUCCUUCCCUUAUCAAUGCCAGGCACCCUACCAAUCAAGAAGAGGAGAGAGAGAGAGUCAUGGGCUUCGCGGCUGAGAUGUUAUGGACGGUGGUUUGGGGAGUGAUGGGUGUGAUAGUGCUGGCCUGGGCUGCAAAGGUGGUGGAGUGGGUGUGGUGGAGACCGCGGCGGCUGGAGCGCGCGCUCCGGGCGCAGGGGCUGAGGGGCACCCGCUACCGGCUCUUCCACGGGGACCUCAAAGACAACGCCCGACUCAGCAAACAGGCCCGCUCCAGACCCAUCCCCCUCUCUCAUCAAAUCAUCCCUCGCGUCCUUUCCCACCUCCACCAGACCAUGAAACAAUACGGUAAGAUGUCAUUCACAUGGGCUGGACCUGAACCGAGAGUGAGCAUUAUGGAUCCAGAUAUGAUAAGGGAAGUUCUGUCAAACAAAUCUGGUCACCUUGACAAGCCAAAGCAGAGCCCACUGCAUAAAUUACUGUUUAGUGGCCUUGCAUAUUACUCAGGUGAAAAAUGGGCCAGGCACAGGAGGAUUGUCAACCCUGCUUUUCAUCUAGAGAAAUUGAAGCUCAUGCUUCCGGCAUUCUCUACUUGUUGUGAUGAAUUGAUCAAGAAAUGGAAUGGUCUUGUGGAUUCUGAUGGAUCAUGUGAAUUGGAUGUUUGGCAUGAAUUUAUAAGCUUCACUGGAAAUGUCAUCUCCAGCACAGCAUUUGGUAGCAACUUCAGAGAAGGGCAACGCAUAUUUGAACUCCAAGCCAAGCAAGCUAAACUUUUUGUACAAGCUGCUCAACAUCUCUACAUCCCUGGCUAUAGGUUGCUACCAACCAAGAAAAACAACCAAAUGAAGCAAAUUGAUCAAGAGGUUCGAGUGCUUCUGAGAAGCAUAAUUGAGAAGAGAUUGAAGGCCAUUGACAUGGGAGAAGCUACCAAUAAUGACCUACUGGGCUUAUUGCUGGAAUCAAACAGAAGGUAUUCCCAAGAAGGAGGCUCCAAGAUCCCUGGGAUGACUACCGAAGAUGUGAUUGAGGAAUGCAGGUUGUUCUACUUUGGCGGGCAUGAGACAUCUGCUGUUCUACUCACAUGGACUAUGGUUGUUCUAAGCAUGAAUUCUACCUGGCAAGCACGUGCGAGAGAAGAGGUUCUCCAAGUCUUCGGCGAAAAUAAUCCUGACUUCGAUGGGCUAAAUCGAUUAAAGAUUGUGAAUAUGAUCCUGCAUGAGGUUCUUAGAUUAUAUCCACCAGGGACUAUGAUCAUAAGAAAAACUCACCGGGAAGUAGAGCUCGGGGGGAUCAUAUUCCCACCAGGAGUGCAACUUUUGCUGCCUGUACUCCUUGUGCACCAUGAUCCUGAGCUUUGGGGUGAAGAUGCUGCAGAAUUCAAUCCAGAGAGGUUUGCAGGAGGUGUCUCGAAGGCAUCAAGGAAUCAGGGCGCCUUCUUUCCAUUUGGUUGGGGUCCCCGGAUCUGCAUUGGCCAAAGCUUUGCCAUGAUCGAAGCAAAGAUGGCACUGGCCAGAAUUCUUCAACAUUUCUCAUUUGAGCUUUCACCAACCUAUGCCCAUGCUCCUCACGUUGUUAUAACCCUGCAUCCCCAACAUGGAGCGCAAAUCAUUUUACACAGACUCUAGCAUUAGGUGGAAUCUACAUCACAUCUAGUUCUUGUUACUUCUCUACAUACUCGAUGCCUUCAUGCAUCGGUGAAGUAUGGUACAACUGAUCCUGGUCAUCAGCAUUCUAUGGCCUUUGGUGUUGUUGGAAGUCAUUGUAUAUAUUUUAGAUUGAUAACAAUUAACUAAAACUCUAUGUGACCGUUGCUCCAUGCAGUAGAUCGUAUUCCAUUCUGCUUGGUAAUUGCUGGCAGAAAAUGCAUGUGGUGACUGCCACUUUAUUUUCUUUUCUUUUAUCUCGUUUGAUCUUCAGUUAGGGAAUUGCAGCAUUUUCUUUUUGGUGAGAAAAGGAAAAGCAUUGCUCCACCUGGCUUCAUUAAGGAAAUGAAGAGAUUACAACAAUCAUCUCC